AUGAACGCAUUCUUCCAACAGAGGGUAGCAGAGCUGCUCGUCUCCUUGGAACAGGCAGCGGACAGCUUUCAGCCCAGCGAAGAAGCAGAAUGGGUUGCCACGAAGUGGGAAGGAUUUGUGCGGCCCACAGAUGUGUCGAACAGUCACCCUACCGGUGUGGACAUCGAGCUUCUGAGAAAGAUUGGAGAACGGCUUUGCUACACUCCAGAGGGGUUCAAGGCGCAUGCGGGAUUGAAGCGACAGCUCAAGAAGAAGAUGGAGGACAUCGAGACCGGGGAGACCAUUGACUGGGCUACGGCAGAAGCUUUGGCCUUCGGCACGCUGCUUCUGGAGGGCAAUCACGUCCGCGCGUUUGUCACAGAUCGUCAAAGGCUGUCACUCCAAAGCCACUCAUACCGGAGCACACAGGCGCCUCCCCGCACGGCCUUGGAGCUUUUGAAGUUGGGGGUCACAGAACUCGCCAUAGACAAGCUGUUGCAAGACGACUUGCCCAAAUGGCGCCGCAAGCCCAAAGAGGCGACAGGGGUGCUGAAUGCAUUGGCAGAACGGGGUCUCGCCACGACGGCCCUGCAUGUGCUAAAGACCAUGAACCGUCACAAGGUUCCCAUCAACACCUUCCACCUAAACGUGGCCAUCAAGGCAGCUCGCAGGUCCAAAGACUGGCGGAUGGCAUUUCAACUCUUGGAGACUGCAGCAGGGAUGAAAGUGGUCCCUGACCGCAUCUCUUUCAACUCAGUAAUCAGCGCCUGCAACGUUCAGAGCGCCUGGCAUGCCGGCUUGAACCUUUUAGUGGAGAUGAAGGCGGCAUUCAUAAGACCAAAUGAAAUCACCUACAGCUCGGCCAUCAGCAUUUGCGAUGCUUCUGCGUGGCCGGUUGCGCUGCAACUCUUGGCGGAGAUGCUGGAGGUGCAGCUUCAGCCGUAUGUGCCAGCCUUCAAUGCUGCCAUCACCUGCUGCGGUACUGCACAGCAUUGGGAGCGUGCGAGUUUGUUGCUGCAGAAGAUGAAGGAAGCCAGAGCCCAGGCAGAUGUCAUCAGCUGCAACGCUGCAAUCACUGCAUGUGAAAAGGCCAGUGAAUGGCAAGCAGCACUGGCAACCCUCUUUGGGAUGGAAACUUCAAGCGGAGUUCUGCCGGACACAGUGAGCUUCAACGCUGCAUUGAGUGCUUGCGAUGAGGCUUGCCGUUGGCAAGAUGGGCUGCAGUUAUUCCACUUGAUGCAGACAAAGCCAGACAUCAUCAGCGUGAACGCAUUGCUCAGUGCGUUAGCCCGAGCAGGUGAGUGGUCCAAAGCGAUUCUGCUUUUUGAGUCUGUGCCUGGCCAUUCUCUACAUGCAGAUGUUUACACCUUCAAUUCCGUCAUCGCUGCUUGUGCCAAAGCUGGUUUGUGGCGGAUGACUUUUCAACUCAUGGAGGACAUGGGCACUGCCCGCGUGACAUCUUCUGUAGUUAGCUGCAACUCUGCCAUCACAGCCUGUGACAAAGCCGGCCAAUGGGAGAGAGCUUUGCACCUUUUUACGAGUUUGCCAAGGCGCAAGCUUUCUCCCGACCAGCUGAGUUUCCACUCCCUGAUUAGUGCAUGCGAUCAGGCCUCCCAGUGGCAGUGGGCUCUUUCUUUUGCCACUUCCCAGCCGUCGGCAGUUGGGUUUUCUGCAGCAAUCACAGCUUGCUCGCGAGGUGAUCACUGGGAACGAGCCCUGCAAUUGUUCCACAAGAUGCCUAGCAUUUUGCUGCAAGCGGAUGUAGUGACCUAUGGAGCUGCCAUCAAUGCAUGUAGAGAUUGGCCUCAAGCCCUGCACCUCCUUGAGAAGAUGAAACAGGUGCUUCAACCCAAUCAGAUUUGCAUAAGUGCUGCCAUUGCAAUCGUUGCAUCCUGCCGCGGGCCUUGGGCUGUGGCAGUGGAGCUGCUUUCCGCCGGUCAGCCUUCCAAUGAAGUAGGGUAUGGAGCUGCCAUUCGAGCAUGCGAAGCUUCUGGCCAGUGGGAAUGCGCGCUGCAGUUGCUGAACGAUAUGUGCAAGCAAAGCUUGCAGACGACAAGCAGCACUGCUGCCAUGCUGGUUUGCAGCAGGGCAGGACGAUGGCAGGAGGUACUUGUUUUGGCCACGCAGCCUUGUAGCUCGAUGGAGGCUGUGGACCAAAGUACAGCUCUAGGCACAGCUUUGAUGGAGUGUGAGCAGAGGAGCUCGGUAGGUGCUGAGCGCCAGCUGCUACGGUCUCUAUCGGCUGUCGCACCUGGUGCGCGGGUGGCGCUGCAAAGCUCGGCGCGGCUGCGGCGCACGCCAGGUGCUGGACCACUACGUGGAAUCCUGUCGCACCUUGCAGAUGCGAAGAAGGAGAUGCUGCCGUAUCAUCAGGCAGUCUCCAUGCUUAAGUACGUCAUAGACAAGGCCACACCCUGCGAUGUGGAUGGCAUUUUGCUGGCUUUAGAUGACUUUGGCGAGGACUUGGGCUGGGCAAAGUUUGCCGGUGGAUCCAAGGGUGCGACCAUGGUAGCUGCUUUGUGCACCUCAGCUUUAAAGGCGUGGCCGGGUGAACUCAACUAUGAGCACACAUCGAAUUGCAAAUCCUUGCCUGCGCCCGAUGAUUGUUUGGAUCUGUUUGGUCUUUACCAGAAGCAUUCCGGUGUUUUGGAGAUCGGCACUUAUUGGGGCACGUCCUGCCUUCGAGUGGCUCACGCGCUGGGCAAUGUACCCAUUACGACUUUGGAGUUGGACCCAGUGCAUGAAGAGGAUUUGGAACUUCUUCAUCGACAUAACUUGCUCAAAAGUCCGGGGGCAGUGCUAGUGGCUGACAACGUGCUCUCGACAGCUGCAGUUGGUCUUCUUUGGCGAACUGGCAGAGGUCAGGUGCAUGGCGGGGAUGGCCUGCAGUACACAUCCCAGAUGGUAGCUGUACAAGAGGUGGUUGACAAGUCCGAGGACUGGGUGUCGAUCUCCGUGGGCGGUGCCAAUUCUGUGUCGGUGGCACCGCUGCCAGAGCCGCUGAUGGAGCUCCAGCGGAGAUCCAGCUGUCUCCGGCAGCGAAUCGUGGGAGCCAACGGCAGGGAGGUGGCGGAAGUGGAAAUGCCGCGCUUUUGCCAAGAGGCACGUGAAGCGCUUCAGAUGGCUUUGGCGACCCCUCCUGGCACAGGGAUCCAGGGGCUUCACUGGGGUGCAGUGGUUGCUCAAGAGGCAUCACCGGGCAAGAUGUUCAGCGUGGAACUUUUGCUCAUCGACACUGCGCCGGGUGCCACGAGGUCGACUUUGAUCAUCCGCAUGAUUUUGACGUGUUUUAUCCACUUCUCGGUGCAUAGGAUGGCUCAUGUGAUCAAGGACCAGGCUACUGGCGAGGAUUGGUGUGUCAUGGCCAGAAGGCUUCCUCCAGAACUUGGAUCUUGGGCCACAGGUUCUCUUAAGUUUUUCCCGGUGCUCCUCAUUGGGAUCUUUCUUCCUCGUUUGAUUGGCGGUGCUAUUGCGGUGGCCAUUUUCCAAAAGGGCAACACGGCGCUGUACAAUGAGAACAUGGAGAGCCUUGCGAAGGGGGAGCACGGCUACUUGUACGCUGCAGCGGCUGUGUUUGGUGUCAUGGUCUCCUGGGUGAACCAAUUUCCAAUGCUGUACAAGCACAAGGUGAUGCGUAUCAACUCUGGAAACCUGCGCGCGAAUAUGAUGAUUUACAAAGAACUUGGUGCCAAAGAAGAUGCACCAUACAUUGGGCUGGAAACAGAAGGGCCUGUCGGGUGCUACAACAGGGCAAACCGCUCCCUGUUCCACUUCACUGAGAACUCUUUGGCCUUUGCUGUAUGCUUGGUCCUUGCUGGCAUCAUUUUCCCGCUUCCAGUUUUAGCCUUGACCACGGCAUUUGCAGUGGGAAGAAUGAUGCAUCAGAUUGGUUAUGCUACUGCUGGCUAUGGGGGCCAUGCCUUGGGCCAUGUGAUUUCUUUGGCUGCGGAUAUGACCAUUCAGUGUCGCAGAUCAUCAGGGUGGAGCUGUGAGAUGAAUGGCAAGAUCAUAGGCCCUGGGGCAUUCCUAGCAACAUCUAGCAACAACAGUUUCCUUCUUCCAGUUUACUGCGCCCAUGAGGAGAACUUCAUUGCAAGAAACUCCAUCUUGGCAGAGUAUGCAGUGGUUGGAUUUGAGCUGGGGUACAGUUAUGAAAAUCCCACCGCCCUGGUACUUUGGGAGGCGCAGUUUGGUGACUUUGCAAACACCGCGCAGGUCAUGACCGAUCAGUUCAUCUCCGCAGGGGAGCACAAAUGGCUGCAGCAGUCAGGUCUGGUGAUGCUCCUUCCACACGGCUACAUGGGCCAGGGCGCAGAGCAUUCCUCGUGUCGUAUAGAGCGGUUCCUACAACUCUCUGAUGACGAUGAGGAUGACAUUCCAGAUUUCGAAGACGGCUUCGGCAGACGCCAAGUGCAGCGGGCCAACUGGCAGGUCAUGAACCUGUCCACGCCAGCCAACUACUUUCAUGCCCUGCGCCGGCAGCAGCAUCGAGAUUUCAGGAAACCCAUGGUGGUGGCGUCUCCGAAGAAUCUGUUCCGGUUGCGUCAGUGUGUGAGCCCUUUGUCAGACAUGGAGUUGGACACCCGUUUCCAGCGCCUGAUCGGCGAGAGGGAUCCUGAAAUCGAUGCAAACCACGACAAGGUUGAUCGUUUGGUGUUCUGCAGUGGGAAGAUCUACUACGAGCUGGUCGCUGAGAGAGAACGGUUGGGUCUCAAGAAUGUGGCUAUCAUUACCCUGGAACAGCUGGCCCCGUUCCCUUUCGAUCGUGUCAAGGAGGUCAUGGAGAAGUACAAUCACGUAGAUGUGGGCGAUGGAGUUCAUCCAGGGCAGCUCAUUUGGUGCCAGGAAGAGCCAAAGAACAUGGGCGCUUGGUCCUAUGUGCGGCCCCGCUUUGUCACCACUGCUCGAGAGGGCUUCCAUCAGGACUUGGUGAUGCGAUACAUCGGGCGGCGGGCAGCCGCUUCUCCAGCCACUGGGUAUCCAAAGCUGCACAAUGCAGAACAAGAGGCGAUUCUCCGAGAGGCUCUCCUGGGCACUUCAGAUGCCAGAGCAGAAGACAAUUUCUCGGUGCAGCGGCCCUCCUCACUUCUUGGGCAUCAAACCUGA
Messenger RNA from Cladocopium goreaui, 5085 nucleotides. The record is from the annotation of a GenBank genome assembly. Lineage: Eukaryota; Dinophyceae; Suessiales; Symbiodiniaceae.